UGUUAAUGACAACUCUUCAAUAAAGCAAAGAACAAAUCAACAACAAUGGCGGAAUGAGAAUUAGAACAGCGGCGGAGCUCGGCGGAAGAAUGACCGGACACAGCGGCGGAGCUCCACCGGAAUGUAUAUUUUGUAAAAUUGCUACUAACUCUUCAAUUUCCAACACUCUUCUUCACUCCGAUGAUAAAGUUGUUGCAUUUCGAGAUAUUAAUCCCUCUGCUUUCAGGCAUUACUUGGUAAUUCCAAAACAGCACAUUCCAACUGUCAAAAACCUUCAGAGAAGCCCAGAAGACUUCUCCUUAGUGAGUCACAUGCUGGAUGUGGGAAAGAGUCUGUUGCAUAAGGAUGCACCUCAGUCCAAGCGUUACAGAUUUGGUUUCCAUCAGCCUCCAUUCAACAGUGUUGAUCACCUCCACCUCCACUGCUUCGCACUUCCUUAUACUCCAAGCUGGAGGUGUAUAAAGUACUUAUCAUUGGGGCCACUUGGUGGAUUUAUUGAAGUUGAAAAGCUAUUGGAGAGAAUAGAGCCACAAAUUACUCAUCGCUCAUCAAUGUAAUCGUCUGUGAAUUUGAGGUUUCUAAUUAAAAUUGGCAAAGUGUAAGUAAUCUGCUAAUAAUUAUUCAUUAAUAUAUACUGUGAAAAAUUCAGACUUUCUAUCAUUAACCUUGUUAAUAAUCGUGUUACUGAACCUGAUUAUUCAAUCUUAUUUAAAACUCAAUAUUGGAUGUGAGAA
Molecule: messenger RNA, 734 nt
Organism: Capsicum annuum
Lineage: Eukaryota; Viridiplantae; Streptophyta; Magnoliopsida; Solanales; Solanaceae
Product: bifunctional adenosine 5'-phosphosulfate phosphorylase/adenylylsulfatase HINT4
Exons: 6
Coding region: 54-557 (167 amino acids)
Molecular function (GO): catalytic activity
Source: RefSeq, a predicted model, not a curated record